Messenger RNA from Corticium candelabrum, 770 nucleotides. RefSeq names its product vesicle transport through interaction with t-SNAREs homolog 1A-like. Gene Ontology annotation, molecular function: SNAP receptor activity; SNARE binding. Gene Ontology annotation, cellular component: Golgi apparatus; SNARE complex; endoplasmic reticulum membrane. The record is from RefSeq and is a predicted model, not a curated record. Bases 20 to 676 code for a protein of 218 amino acids. The transcript is spliced from 8 exons. Gene Ontology annotation, biological process: Golgi to vacuole transport; macroautophagy; vesicle fusion with Golgi apparatus. Lineage: Eukaryota; Metazoa; Porifera; Homoscleromorpha; Homosclerophorida; Plakinidae.
AAAAGUGUGCUACGAAGAGAUGUCUGUCAUUGAGGACCUCGAGCAAAACUUUGCUUCUCUUACAGCUGAGAUAACUGCGAAGACAGGACGGAUACCCAAGUUGUCUGGCAGUGAAAAGCGCCAAGUCACUGAGGAGAUAGAGAGGCAUGUUGCAGAAGCGAAUGAACUAAUUGACCAAAUUGACAUUGAAAUACAAAGUCUACCUCAUUCAGCGAGACAAAAGGCCAGCAGUAGAGUAAAGAGCUAUCGCAAAGACAUUGCUACAGCCGAGAAGGAACUGAGACGUGCCCAAGUUGCUCUCUAUGACUAUGAACAAGGUCGGGAUGAGUUGAUGGGCCCAGAUGAUCCUCAUUACUCAGAAGAUCAGAGAACAAAACUAUUAGAUAAUACAGAGAAGCUGGAUAGAAGUAGCCGGCGACUUGAUGAAGGAUACAAAAUUGCAUUAGAAACACAGGAAAUUGGCAAUGAGAUUAUGGACAAUUUGUCUCGGGACAGAGAGACAAUCACUCGAGCAAGAGAGAGGCUAAGGGACACUGACACUAAUUUGUCUAAGAGUGGGCAACUGCUGCGGACAAUACUCAGAAGGAUGAUUCAGAAUAAAAUUAUUAUUGCAAUUAUUUGUAUCGUUCUUGUAGCAGUUAUCAUCACUGGCAUUUACUUUGCAGUCAGUGGCUAAAUAGAAGGCUGAAGACUUUGUGAAAGUGUUAGUUGUAAAUGUUCAUCACUUUCAUUGUAGUUUUGUAUUGCUUAACCUAACCAUAAAGGAUCAA